Molecule: messenger RNA, 1350 nt
Organism: Symbiodinium sp. CCMP2456
Lineage: Eukaryota; Dinophyceae; Suessiales; Symbiodiniaceae
Source: the annotation of a GenBank genome assembly
AUGUGGGCAAUUCUUUGCCUGCUAGGCCAAUUGACCAAGCUCUGCUAUUCAACGAAGCCUCUACCUGCAAGUCAAGAUGACUUCUUUGACCUGCUUCCGAUCGAGUACCCUUUCCAGGCACCACAGGUUGGAAUCGACCCUGUGGCAGGGCGGCUUCUGGCCGCUUGUGGCAGUGUUCAAAAUCUGACAGCUCUGGCCAUCGCCGCGUCGCAACUUCACAGUUUCAAUGUCAAGCCCGAUGGCUCCUAUGACCUGACACUGCCCCAGUUUGAUUUGGAGUUGAAUCCUGCAGAAGUGUCUGAGCUGUUGGGCACGUGCCGGCAGUUGUUCGACAGCUAUGCCCAGCUGGCAGCCGUAGACUUCGAGGUAAAGCUCCGGUGCACGGCGGAAAAUUCAAACUGUGCUGCUCAGUCAGUGGCGGUCCUCCGAAAAUCAGCAGAUCUCUGCCAAACUCCGUGCCAUGGUCACCACUACGGCGACUACGGCAUGAAUCGUCUGACCAUUUCCGAUGUCGCCGAACGCUCUGCUGCCCGCAUGUGUUCUAUUGUCGCGGGCUUCUGCCGAUCUCUUCAAGAGAGCCAAGCUGGGGUGACCGGCAUUGCGGGCUUUGCUGGGCAAGCUGCAGCCGAGAUUCGCAUAUUUCUGGAUCAUGCCUUCCAUGUUCUUUCGUUCUUGCCUAUUGGUUUGCGUGCGUUGCAACCUUUCUCGGAUCUAUUGGAGCACGGCUCCCCAGCUUUUCGGCAUGUUCCAGUCGCCGGCUUGCGUUGGGACGUCCUCCUGCACAUUCUCGCAAGUUUCGGCGCGGCAGAACGUUCCAGGGGCCUUCGUGUAGCUGAGAUAGGGGUCGAGAAGGGCAUGACCGUCACCUUCCUGAUGAAGCACGAGCCAGCUAUAGUGGACUAUUAUCUGGUGGAUCCCUGGCAUGUUCCAGGCAAGCCCCAGGAAAGCAAUGGUGUGCUCCAGUCGUACUAUGAAAACCUGGAAGCCUGGUCCAGUCAGGAGCCAGCUUUCCAGCGCAAUGGCCGCAAGGCAGCCCACGUCCUGCGCCAGAGUUCAGAGGAAGCAGCAGGCCAGCUUCUCACCGACUACUUUGACCUGGUCUUCAUUGAUGCAGAGCAUACCUUUGAAGCUGUCCGCCGAGAUAUCCAGGUCUGGAAACGUCGAGUGCGACCCGGUGGUAUCCUAGCAGGUCAUGACUUUUCCUUAUUUCACCCCGCAGUUUCUUUGGCGGUUCUGGUUGAGUGUGGACCGCUGAGCGAUGAUACUGGCCGCUUCCCGCUUCAGUCGGAACUGGAGAAACCCAUCAUCCACCUGUCUGCAGAUUCUGUCUGGUGGGUGCAGAGAGCUUGA